AUGGGGAACGGGGAGGCUGAGGUUAAGUGGAUGAAAGAGAUACCUAAUGACGGCAUCAUUCAUUGUCGAGGCAUGUUGAAUGGAGAGCGCCUCAUUGUUUCCUCGCCAACAGCGCUGGCUAAGAUUGCAAGUGACAAUUAUACUUUCAUCAAACCCAUGGCCAUCAAACUACUGGCCGGUCGCGUCCUGGGCAUGGGUCUCGUCUUGACCGAGCGAGAUGAGCACAAGCAGCAGCGCAAACUCUUUCUGCCGCCUUUUGCCCCAAAACACAUACGAGACUUGUACCCUACCUUCUGGCAGAAAAGUCGGGAGGUGACGGAGCGGAUGGGUGACGAAAUCCAUGCAACUGAAGGCGCGGUUUUUGAAAUUGGCGACUGGGCAGCGCGCGUAGCGCUGGAUAUAAUAACCCUAUCCGCCAUGGGCAAGGACUUUGGUUCAAUUCGUGACGCUGACGCACCGCUGGCUAAGGUGUACCACACUGUGCUGCAGCCAACGAUGGGCCAUGUGGUAAUUGCGGUGUUGAAGAACUUCUUCCCUGCGCGGCUGGUGGAAGCCCUGCCGCUCCAGACUAACCGGCACCAGGGAGACGCUUUCGACACAAUUCGCGGGGUGUGCCGGGACCUCUUGCGGGAAAAGAAAGCUCAGCUAACAAAGAGCAAUCGGCUGGAAGGCAAGGACAUCUUAAGCGUGUGUCUGAGGUAUGAGGAAAUCGCCGGCGUCGACGAAGAGGAGGUGAUCAACCAGAUGACUACCAUACUGGGUGCAGGCCACGAGACAAUCUCAGUCGGUAUCACUUGGGCUAUCUACAUGCUCUGUCUGCACAGGGACUGGCAGAUCAGGCUUCGAGAGGAAGUACGCGCCACACUGCCAUCCCCCAGUAACACGCAAAAGUCUGCAUCUAGCGCGGACAUUGAGCGCAUGCCGCUUAUGCGUGCCUUCCUGGAAGAGGUGCUGCGGUGGUACCCACCCAUCCCGAUGACCAUGCGCGAACCGCUUGUUGAUGCAGAGCUGGACGGCCAUUUCAUACCCCGAGGCACCCGCAUCGUGGUUCCGAUAAAAGCCAUCAACCGCGAAGAGCGAUACUGGGGUUCCGACGCAAAACGAUUCAACCCGUCGCGGUGGCUAAAGGAUGGCGGUGAUUUCAACCCCAGUGGAGGGGCAUCGAGCAAGUACGGAUACUUGUCCUUCAUGCACGGUCCUCGCAGUUGCGUAGCAUCGGAGUUUGCUCGGGCUGAGAUGGCUUGUGUGGUGUCGGCUUGGGUCGGCCGGUUCGACUUGGAUUUGGCGGACGAACGGUUUCGGGACGAGGAGAACAUGAAAACAUCCAAUGGCAAUCUCUCCGGAAAGCCACUUGAGGGCCUAUAUGUGCGGGCCCAUCUUCUUGACGGGUGGUAG
Molecule: messenger RNA, 1395 nt
Organism: Aspergillus mulundensis
Lineage: Eukaryota; Fungi; Ascomycota; Eurotiomycetes; Eurotiales; Aspergillaceae
Product: cytochrome P450
Exons: 2
Coding region: 1-1395 (464 amino acids)
Molecular function (GO): heme binding; iron ion binding; monooxygenase activity
Source: RefSeq, a predicted model, not a curated record